AUGAACAAGCAAGAAUUCGCAGAUAUCAUCUUCGGAGAUAAACCAGAAAAGAGAGCCAAAUGGUUCGAACUUUUUAAAGAUCCAGUAUUUGUCCCCAAAUGGAAUGUAACACUAGAGUAAACUAGAGAAGAUGCUUAUCAAAUGCUUAAGAAAGUUACUGAUGCAAAAAUAGUAUCUGUCACUGACUUCCUUCAUGAUCCAACCAACAUUUUUACUGCUCAUGAAUUCUUAGGACAGGUUAACCCCUCUACAGGCACCAAGUUCACAGUUCAAUUUAAUUUGUUUGGAGGCACUGUUGUUGGUCUACACACUGAGAGACAUAAAUAUCUCUUCCCAAAAAUUGACAAUCUCUCAGUUAUAGGAUGCUUCUGCCUUACUGAGCUAGGAUAUGGAAAUAAUGCUGUCAAAAUGGAGACUACUUCAACCUAUGACGAUUCCAAAAAAGAAUUCAUUGUUCACACUCCAACUGUGCUCAGUCAGAAGUAUUGGAUAACUAAUUCAGUUUGCCACGCUAACUAUGCAAUUGUUUUCGGACAGACUAUUGUAAAAGACAAAAAUGAGGGAGUAAAUGCCUUCCUAGUUAGAAUCAGAGAUGAAAAGGGGUAAGUCAUGCCAGGAGUCAAGAUUGUUGAAAUGGGCUAAAAGCUAGGACUCAACGGUGUUGAUAAUGGGGCACUUUACUUUGACAAGGUUAGAAUUCCUAGAGAAAAUAUGCUAAACAAAUAUGCAGAUGUAGAUGAAAGUGGAAAGUUCCAUAGUGAUACUAAGAAUAUCCCUUCUAGGUUCUUCAAAGUGACUGAGAGACUUGUCUCUGGUAGACUUUGCAUCGCUUCCCUCGCUAUGGGUGGAACAAGAUCAUGUCUCUAUAUAGGCAUAAAGUAUGCUAUGUAAAGAAUGGGAGUUGGUGAAUCAGGCCUAAGUGACACUCCAAUCUUCAAGUAUCAACUCUAAUAAAAUGCUAUACUUCCACUGCUAGCAAGAUCAAUUGCUUUGAAUAUCUCCCAUAACAGAACAAAGCAAAUCUUUGCUAAUCCAUAGGGACAUGAACAUGAACUCCUUAUGAUGUGCUGCAUUGAUAAGUGUUUAGUUGUCUGGAAUUUUGAUAAAGUCAUUACCACUUGCAGAGAGAGAUCAGGUGGUCAAGGUUACCUUGCUUGUAAUAGAUUUGGAGAUUAUCUUGCUCUCGCUCACGCUGGAAUGACAGCUGAGGGAGAUAAUAGAGUCCUUAUGAUUAAAAUUGCUAAGGAUAUGAUGACUAACAUUGGUUCUAAAAAAUCUGCUCUUCCAGCAAUGUAAUUCUGCCCCAAAAACUAAAUCCCCUAGUUCCAUGAUAUCACCAGUCUUGAAACCUUAUUGGACUUGCUAAAAUUCAGAGAAAUUUACAACUUCAACUCAUUAGUCUAACAAAUCUAGCACAAGACUAAGACUGAAAAGAAACCACAGUUCAAUGUCCUUAUGUUCGAGGUUUCUGACAUCAUUCAAAACCUAUCAACAUCGUAUGGUGAAAGACAAGCCAUGCAAUUCUGUAUCGAUAAACUUGCCUAGAUUUCGCAUGUCCCAACCAAAUAAACCUUUGAACUUAUUUUUAGAAUUUAUGGUAUUGAUAGUGUCCUAAGAGAAUCUGGUUUCUAUCUAUCUGAGGGUGUCGUUAGUGCCCAAGCUGUUAAGAACGCUCACGGAUCUCUUAUUAAGCUUAUCAAGGAUUUGGCAGUUAUCACUCCAGAUAUUAUUGAAAACAUGAAUGUGCCAGUUCAUGCUCUCCACACUCCCAUUGCAGGUGAUUAUGUCAAGUAUAAUGAAGAGCCAUAUUUCGGUGAAGUUGUUAAUGCCAAGCUUUGA
Stylonychia lemnae is the source of this 1839-nucleotide messenger RNA. The record is from the annotation of a GenBank genome assembly. Lineage: Eukaryota; Ciliophora; Spirotrichea; Sporadotrichida; Oxytrichidae.